AAAAUCUGCCAAACGGUGCGAGCACUUAAUUUCGCACCUCAGCACCAAAUUAGCACCUAAUUAGCACUUAAAUUUAGAAUAUGUAAAAAUUCAUUUUGCACUGGUGGGGGGGCUAGCUUAAUAGACAUCUGUAUUUCCCUUUUAGCAUUAUACAUCAUGUUUGAUAUGAAAUUUUUUUCAUAAAAUUAUUAUACUGUUAUUAUUCGCAAUACGCGCAGAAUAGUAUAGCGAGCUAAUGUUCUACAUGUAAAUUACAGUGCAUGUCGUUCUUCUACAAUAUUGUAUAAAGCAUACAUUGUAAGAUGUACGAUUUGGCUAUUAUGCAUCAAAUAUUUACGCGUUAUGAAGCGGGGAAAAAAGAACUUAUAACACUCUAUUUGAAACGACGUAGCGCGCGAGGGAACGUCGUAAACAAAUAUAGAUUUAAAAAUUAUUGUGGUACCGUCAUAUUAUAUAGUAUUAUCGAUGAACUCCUCGAUCUAAAUUAUGGCGAGCAAAAUAACUCCAAAAGCUGCUAUCGCGUUUACAAAAGCAAUAACCGCUCUGUGCUUUACGUGGCCACUUCCAAAGAGCGCUAGUAAAUUUCAAGUCAUACGCUUCAAAAUUUUACGCUUUUUACUCUGUAUAAAUGCAACGAUAUUGGCUGUGCCCGUAGCAUACACCCUUUAUCUUAAUGACUACGAUCUACCAAGAUUAACGAAGCUGUGGUGCUUGCUGGCUGCUUUCAUACAAAUCCCUCUAGAGACAACACAAUGUGCGCUGCAAUAUGAUCGAUUGCAAGUAAGGAAUUCAUAUCUACAGUGAUAUCAGACCGACCUUUGGUAAACCAUUUUCAAUCUAUUUUAUUCGAUUUUAUGGAGAUAUUAUUUAAAUUAAAUAUUUAUCUUUAAUAUUAUUAAUCAACGCUAUAUAAAUAUUUUGAAAAUAAUUUUUUUAUCGCUCCGUUCAUUGGAAAUUCCGGAGU
Messenger RNA from Solenopsis invicta (red fire ant), 964 nucleotides. RefSeq lists its product as uncharacterized. The record is from RefSeq and is a predicted model, not a curated record. The transcript has a single exon. Lineage: Eukaryota; Metazoa; Arthropoda; Insecta; Hymenoptera; Formicidae. Bases 487 to 804 code for a protein of 105 amino acids.